UUUGCUCUAGGUAACUUGUGCUCGGGUGCUCUUAGCUCAGACUCUCCCCACGAGCAAGAAGGGAUCUCCAUGUACCUGCGUUUGUCCCCCCGAAAACACGCUCACUGCUUCCAGGUCCCCAGGGCAGAGGGGCCCGGAGCUGCGAUGACGACGGGCGACUGCUGCCACCUCCCCGGCUCCCUCUGCGACUGCCCGGGUAGCGCCGCCCUCUCCAAGUCAGUGGAGGACUCCGACAUCGGGCGCCCACAGUACGUCACGCAGGUCACCGCCAAGGAUGGCCGCCUCCUCUCCACCGUGAUCAAGGCGCUGGGCGCGCAGAGUGACGGUCCCAUCUGUCGAAUCUGUCACGAAGGUGGAAAUGGGGAGGGACUGCUUUCCCCAUGUGACUGCACAGGAACACUGGGCACCGUGCACAAGAGCUGCCUGGAAAAAUGGUUAUCCUCCUCCAACACAAGUUACUGUGAGCUCUGCCACACAGAAUUUGUUGUAGAGAGAAGACCGAGACCUUUGACAGAGUGGCUGAAGGAUCCUGGUCCCCGCAAUGAGAAGAGGACCCUUUUCUGUGACAUGGUGUGUUUCCUGUUCAUUACUCCUCUGGCAGCAAUCUCCGGCUGGCUGUGUCUUCGUGGAGCCCAGGAUCAUUUGCAGUUCAACAGCCGACUGGAGGCCAUUGGACUCAUAGCACUAACUAUAGCACUUUUUACAAUCUACGUCCUUUGGACGCUGGUCUCGUUCCGCUACCACUGCCAGCUGUACUCGGAGUGGCGAAGGACCAACCAGAAAGUCCGCCUGAUGAUUCCGGCCUCGCGGAGCCCUCACCCCGUGCCCCACUCCCUGCUCUCCGCCAAGCUCCUGAAGAAGACCGCGGAUGAAACCACCGUCUGAGCUGUGCCGCGGCCGCCUCGCGCCGCGCCGCGUGGCUGCGCCCGCGGCCAAGGUGAGGGCGGCCCUCCGGGGCCAGCAGAAGCAGACAGGGCCGGGUCUCCCCACGCGUGCAGGGAGCGCAGCAGCCAUGGAAGCACUAGAGAGCAAUCAUCCCACCCGAAGGGACUUCGCAGUCAGCAUGUACUUUAUACUAUGGCAAACACAGAUAAUAAAGGUCUGUCAUGUGAAACGGCCCAAAAGAGCCAGGUGGCGGAAUAUGCCUGUCUGCAGGGACACUUUCCUAUAACUAAAUACCAUACGUGGAAAAUCUCUCACAUAUAUAUAUAUAUAUAUCUAUAUAUAAUAUUAUUUUUUAAUGGCCAUGAAUAUUGUGUUUCAGUCCUUUUGUGUUGAUGUUCUAAGCUUCAGUAUAGAAGCUGGCAGCCUGAUCUCAUUCAGAGGUUAAAUCUAUGCCUUUUCUCUAAAUGAGCGUAUAAAGAACACUUUUCAUUGACCGUUCUUGAAAGUCCCUUCUCCUUUGCACUAAAUUGGUUUUGAUAAUAUUGCAGCAGCCUUUCCCGUUACUCUUUGGUCUCUUUCGUGGUGUUUCUGUGCUUUCUAGAAAGUUACGUGUUUUUAAUAAUUAUUAUAAUCCCAGAAGGAGUAAAAUGACAUAAUACUGAAUGGAGACAUUUUGUAUUGUAAAGUACUGUAAUUUUGAGAAUUUCAAAAUAAGUUUCAAAAUCGGAAAAUCUUUUCCUGUGCAGACGUGAUCUCACAAAAUGCUUUCCCUGCAGAUCCUGGCUCAUCCCCAGGACUCAGAUGCGCUCAGCUCUUGGCUUGUCUGACAAAGGUAGAUAGAUGGAGGAUCUGAGGGUGGGAAGCGAUGGCUCGUACUAGCUAAACCCACCAUUGCCUUUUGCUUUUAAAAGGUUCAGAAAGGCUCUUUCCCAACCCCAAAAGCUGAGAAUAGGAGUCUCUGUUUUUGCUGAUGUCCUUACACAAUCUUGAGGCUGGACCUCUUGUAGUGUCAGUUAUACACAUACCUUCCAGGGACAGGCCAUGCUCUGCAGCUCUCGGCAGGACAUCUCGGCUGUCUCUGUGCGUUUUAUUUGCACAUUCCUUGGCAGCAGAGGAGCUGCUGUCAUUUGGUUCAUCCCUGAAAUCGCUGCCUGCCCAUUAUGUGUCCUCUAGCAAAACACCCCAAGUUCACUGGUUCCCAGAGGAGUACAGGCUCCGGGUCCCUUUCCUUGCAGGGCUGGCUUUCCUCCUCCUCCUUCAUCCUCCUGCAUUUCCAGCAUGCCCAGCUACCAAACCCCUCUACCCCGGAGUGGCCAAUCUGCUGCGGGUCUCUAGCACAUAGCAGAGAGUCUCUCCCUCUUCCUGAGCUUGGUGUUAGUCGUUGCCUCUCCAGCUCCUCGCUGCUGUGCCAGGCAUUGCCUGUGUUUGGUGCUGUGCUCUCCCGAGCCCUGCUUGCAGAACGGACCGUAAGGAUGCCAGCAUUGGCACUGCUCUGCUGAGUGCUCCGGAGGUGUGUGCAGCUGCUCAAGCAUGAGACGGCUCCUGGUCCUGCAGCAGUGAGGGUAGAAAGCAGGGAGGAGGCAGUCUCCAAGGGUGUCGUUGCAGGGGGUGGUCACAGAGCAUGUCCCUCAGUUCCUUUGCUGAUCCCAAGUGGAUCAGUUGAUGCCCUGCAAGACUGAGGCCUGUAAUUUCUUGAAUUUGCAGCACCACGUGCUAUUCCUGCUUCCUUCUAGCUGCAAAGCUGGAUAUUUUUUCUUGCGUGCUCCUGUUCCCUGGUUGUUGUUGGUUUUCUUUUUUUUCUUUUUUCUUUUUUUUUUUUCUGCCUGACCCUAGGCUGGAAGUCCCUGGUGGACAUGAGCAGCAGUGGCCAGUAUCCUCUCUCUCCGAAUAGGAUCGCUCCAGCCCCAGGGCUGGCUUUAUGUUUGCUUUCCUCCAUUUAUCUCCUGUCCCAUGGUUGUUCAUGUGGCUCAGUGAUAUCCCAGCACAUCCUGCAGCAACACCUGUGCAGCUGUGUGCCCCAGCGUACUGCUCUGGGCAGGUCUCUGCUCUGAGCACGAGGGUCUCGUUGGAUCACGGGGUGAAUGUUGUGGCACAGCCGGGCUGUGUGUCUCUGCUCCCCUCUCUCUGCUAGGCCCUGUCUGGCCUGUUCCCUUCUGCUACUUACCCCGGGCACCUUCCCUGCCUUUCAGCUGUCAUGAAGGGGGGGACUUGGCCCCUAGUGCUCUUGGAGGCUUGCAAUGAGGAGGCCUCUUCAGUCCAGCUGCAGCGGCAGUCCCUGCAAAGCCUCAGCAUCCUACGAGUGCUCACUUCAAAUCAGCUUGUGCAGAGGAACUGUUCCUGCUGCUCCCAGCUCCUGCCUCCUGCUCCCCCUGCGUGAAGGUUUGUCUGUGCACCAAGGCCCUGCAGUGGGCCCUCUGCCCCCGGCUCUGCUGGCUGCACUGCGGGAAGGGAGCUGCAGAUCCAAUGCGGGUGCUGCCUCCCGUCCCUUGGCAGUGGGCACCGCAGCACCACUCUGCCUUGUCCUAGGUACCCCUGCACUCAGCCUGUCCUAACAAAACCUGUGUCACCAAGACAUUCCCGCUGCAACAAAAAUUUGGGGAUUUGGUUUAACCUUCCCAGCCCUGGCUGCCUCCCAGGAGCUUUGUCUUCCAACGCAUCUAGUUCUGGCAGGUAUGUAAGGAUGUGCACUCCCACACCACGUUCCCAUGGUAAGGACUUCAAGGAGCCAGUGUUUCAGCUAGGAAACCCACUGUUGAUCCAAAUACGCAACUGUGAAAGCCAGAAGUCCCUGGCUGGGGCAGAUGGGCCCUGGCCCUGUGCUGCUGCACGGCCAUGGCUUCCCUCUCUGCUUCAUUGUCUUUAUUGUAGUUGCCAAUAAUUGGAGUUGUUGCAUGUGCCCCUGCAAAACCCAAUAGUGACUCUUUGAGUUCUUCUCCUUCUUCCCAGAGGAGAUGUUCAGCUUGUGAAUGUGGGAAAUCAGUGUCUCUGACCCGCCACAUUCCAGUGUCAUGGGGAAACGGGCUGUGCAAUUAUGUAAAUAAAAGUGAGACAAACUUUG
Molecule: messenger RNA, 3943 nt
Organism: Cygnus atratus (black swan)
Lineage: Eukaryota; Metazoa; Chordata; Aves; Anseriformes; Anatidae
Gene: MARCHF2
Product: membrane associated ring-CH-type finger 2
Exons: 5
Coding region: 70-885 (271 amino acids)
Biological process (GO): protein ubiquitination
Molecular function (GO): ubiquitin-protein transferase activity; zinc ion binding
Source: RefSeq, a predicted model, not a curated record